Messenger RNA from Polychytrium aggregatum, 820 nucleotides. RefSeq lists its product as uncharacterized. Gene Ontology annotation, molecular function: RNA binding. NCBI's taxonomy places the organism in Eukaryota, Fungi, Chytridiomycota, Chytridiomycetes, Polychytriales. The coding region runs from base 130 to 768 and encodes 212 amino acids. The record is from RefSeq and is a predicted model, not a curated record. The transcript has 4 exons.
GCACAAUCCGAUCGUCGUCGGCUCUGGAACUCUGCAUCCCACAUCCCGGCCUGGCCUGUCGCCCACCGCCCCAUACCCACAGCCGCUCGACCAGCACACCCGGCCGCCGCUGCUUCCGACUAUUUCGAAAUGAGCGCAGCAGCCAGCAGCAGCACCGACGGCCAAAAGGCCGCCCAGGAAGAUCCCGUCGGCCCCAAGCGACUCUAUAUCGGCGGCUUGACAGACAAUAAUCCUUCGAUCGGCCGCGAGCUUGCUGAGCGAUUCAAGUCGUUCGGAGCGGUCGUCUCGGUCGAUGUACCAAAUGACAACGGAAUGGGCCCGAGGGAUUUCCGCUACAUCCAGAUCAACACCACAUCGGCGCAGCUCAAGAAAUGCAUCAAUAUCUACAACAACUCGAAAUGGAAGGGCAUGAAGCUCAAGGUUCAAGAAGCCAAGCCCACAUACGUGCAGCGCCUGAAGCGGGAGUGGGAGGAGGCUGCCGCAACAAAGCCGCUUUCGAACGACGAGGUGAUCAAGGUCCGUCGAAAGAAGCUUAAGCGACGGCCUGUCGUCUACGCCGAGGACAUGACCCUGGUGACCGACGAGAACAUGCGAACGCGGAAGAACUGGCGCAAAGCACGAUACGGCCGGGCUAUUGCUAUCGUCAAACUGAAGCACGAUCGAACCAAGCGGGUGAGCAAGAGCAGAUGGAGGGAUAGAUCAGAGCGAAUGAAGAUCGAGACGGAGCUGUGCUCGGAGCGAUGCCUCCACCGGUCCUGGAUUGGCUGACACGGACCAACACAAUGAUGCUCGGACUAGGUGAUUACGAUCGACCCGCUCA